This is a messenger RNA of Salvia hispanica, 647 nucleotides long. RefSeq lists its product as uncharacterized. The record is from RefSeq and is a predicted model, not a curated record. NCBI's taxonomy places the organism in Eukaryota, Viridiplantae, Streptophyta, Magnoliopsida, Lamiales, Lamiaceae.
CCCUUCCCUUUAAUCAAUUAAUUCACCACCCUCUAUUUCUACCCCAACAUGAUUUCCAUUUAAAUCUAGCUAGCUUCUCCUGAGAGCCUCCAAUCACACAAAAUGGAAGGCGUUUCCGCCACCGUCUACAAAGGAAUCAAAGGCUACUGGCGCCGCAAGGGCUAUGAGCGGCUCGACGCCAAGGCCAAGCCGCGAGUCGUCGAGCUAGGCGGCGGCGGUGCGGCUCCGAGGCGGAGGCCGUGGAGGAUUAAGCUGACGCCGCCGCGGCUGAAGCUGAAGCUGCGAUUCUCGCCUAAGAAGCUGCUGCUGGGGCUGCGGGAUGCGUACAUGGGAAUGAUGAUGAAGAUCGCGAGCACGAGGAUGAUCGGGAGCGGAUUCUCCGGCGACGGAGUGAGCGGAUUCGGAAUGCAGCGGAGCAAGGAGUACGAUAGGAAAAUGAUUGUUGAGAUCUACAAAUCAAUUGUGGUGGCGCAGGGCCAAUUGGUUCCCCGCGACGCAGCGUGGAUUUGCUCUGAAAUUACCUGCACACGGUGAUUACCUUUUUUUUUCUUUUUCUUUUUUUUUCCUCGGGGAAAACAUUCUGUGAGCUGUAGUGUUUAUGUAUCUAUUCCGAUUUCAAAUCAAUAAACAUCUCUACCUCACUCUCA